CCAACGAGUCGUAGCUUGAUCAUUGCAAAAGAAGGAAGCAAAACAUAUUUUCAAAAUACAAAAGACGAUCGAUGUGUACAAGAACGGAUCAUUCAUUAUUGGAAUAUUGAAUCGAUAAGACAUAGUCGAAUAGACAAACAAAGAUUUUUUUUGUGAAAGCUUAAACUGUUUGAGGAUUUUUUUAAAAUAAAUUUUUAAAAGUUGGAAAAACAUUGAAGUGUGAAAAAAAGACGAAAGACUUUAAAGGAAAAAGUGUUUUUAAGAGAGACAUUUAGUGAAAUUAAAUAUAAAUUGAACUUGAAGUGCCACAUCAAAUAAUAUCAAGAAGGAAGUGCUACAGUUCGUUUUCUAAGCAUGCCUACCGAAUGCGAGGAGGCCAAUCCUUUGCAGCGAGAUUUGGCCGAUUCCAUUAUACUGAUGGUGCCGCUGGACGAUAUUCGCAUUCUGCUGGCUUGUGGAGCAAAGGUCAACGAACCGGUGACCCAAGGUCUUCGGGCUCUGCACUACGCAGUCUGGCAAAAACACACCGAAGCUGUACGAUUGUUGCUCGUCCGUGGUGCUGAUAUCAAUGCAACCGAUGACUGUGGGUACAGUGCCUUACAUUUGGCCGCCGAACAUGGUUAUCUGGAACUGACCCAAUUGUUAUUGGAUGCGGGCGCGAAAGUGGAUUAUCGGCAACCAACCGAUGAACUGUAUCCACGCACUACAUUGUGCGAUGAACCACUGCGUUUAGCGUUGAAGAACAGACAUUAUGAAGUUGCGAAACUAUUACUGGAAUACGGUGCUGAUCCGAACAAGCGAUAUUUCUUGGGCGCUGAAAUUAAUUUGGCUAAUGAUUCAGAAACUCUGGACCUAUUAUUGACAUACGGCGCUCAUACGGAAACUCGAGACAGAGCCGGCUUGACACCUCUAAUGAAAGCUGCCAGACAUAGCCAAGGAAUGGAACAGGUUCUACUACUGAUGAGCUAUGGUGCCGAUGUAAAUGCAAUGACUGAUGCUAGGAACGAUUAUCGUACCGUUUUACACUACGCCGUUUUGUCUGGAAACAUCAUCCUAGUCAAUUUGUUGUUGAAACAAGGCGCUAAAGUUGAUAAGAUCGCUCCAUUCCCUGAACCCGACAGACCGAGUCCACUAGAUUUAGCUAUUCUCCGAGGUGAUCCCGCUUUGGUCAGAAUACUUCUAGAAGCUGGGGCAAAUGUAACUCGUUGCAGUCCGAUCAUUGGUUCCCCAUUACACGUUGCCUGCGCGGACAAUAUACCACAUAGAGUCGAAAUUAUGAAGAUGUUACUCUCCUAUGGAUCCGAUCCAAAUCAACGCGUACAGGACGAAACCACAAACGCAAUUUUACGCCCCCCGCUAGCCGAAUUAUUGGCCAGCAACGAAAACACAAACUUCGAGGAAUUAAGACUUUUGCUGCGAUAUGGAGCACGUGUGGUUAUGAAGACACAAUUCCGAGAUCCGGAUGGUUUGUUGAACUACUUGGGAAAUGUUUCGGAGGCAAUGUUCCGUGCAUUGAUCGACACGGCUGAAGAAUUUGAUCCGUGCAUGAUUCGUCGAAAUAUUCACUUGACGGCCGAACAGAAACGCUUACUGCUGGAGAAGGCAGCAAGUCCUUUGUCGCUGAAAGCACAAAGUCGAACUGUGUUCCGCAAGAUGUUUGGCCGAAAUCUUCCAUCGUCCGUACCCGACCUAUUUAUCCCCGAAAUGCUGCGACGAUAUUUGCUGUUUGAACAUAGUUAAGGCCUUUCCCGAUGCGAUAAAAAUGAACAUGUUCCAGAAAGAAAAAGCCACUGCCCACAAGUGUGGUAGCGAACAUUUUUGUGAUAAUUUAACGUAACUCUAGAUAUUUAGACAACUCAAACUGAUAAAAAUGUCAACUAACCCACAUUACGAUACAUUUAAGACGAAUUUUUUUGUAUUUUUUAUAUUGAUGGAAACGAGAUUGAUAAAUUAGGCAGUGAAAUUUAUAGAUAGUGAGGGGAAGAGAACCAAGAUGCGCAACAAAUUGUAUAAUUCGACUGAACGAAAAUUAUUUCGAGAAUAAAGUUUUACUGAAAUUGAA
Messenger RNA from Bradysia coprophila, 2062 nucleotides. RefSeq names its product ankyrin repeat and SOCS box protein 14-like. The record is from RefSeq and is a predicted model, not a curated record. Gene Ontology annotation, molecular function: protein binding. Lineage: Eukaryota; Metazoa; Arthropoda; Insecta; Diptera; Sciaridae.